Messenger RNA from Aureobasidium melanogenum CBS 110374, 1101 nucleotides. RefSeq names its product Malate/L-lactate dehydrogenase. The transcript has a single exon. Lineage: Eukaryota; Fungi; Ascomycota; Dothideomycetes; Dothideales; Saccotheciaceae. The record is from RefSeq and is a predicted model, not a curated record. Bases 1 to 1101 code for a protein of 366 amino acids. Gene Ontology annotation, molecular function: oxidoreductase activity.
AUGUCGGACGGACAGCCAAGCUCUCGUAUAGCCAGGAUCCCUUCGUCUGAUGCACAUGCAUAUGUCAAGGCAGUGCUUGAAGCGAACAAAGUCUCUCCAGAACACGCCUCGACAGUCGCGGAUUGUCUUGUUGCAGCGGAUCUGAGAGGAGUGGAUACACAUGGUGUCAACAGAAUCCCAUCCUACGUGGCUCGAAUCAGACAAGGCGUGUUGGACCCAAAAGCAGAACCAGAACUCAAAGAAAUUACACCUGUUGUUGCUCAAGUCGAUGGCAAGAACGGAUUCGGUUUUGUAGCUGCAAAACUCGGCAUGGCGAAAGCUAUUAAUAUGGCCAAAACAUUCGGCAUCGGCAUGGUGUCGGUCAAACACUCCAAUCACUUCGGGAUGUCAGCAUGGGUAGUUCAGCAGGCUCUCGACGCUGGCCUUAUGUCCCUUGUUUUCACCAACUCUUCUCCAGCAUUGCCAGUUUGGGGAGGAAAAUCCAAGCUAAUGGGAGUGUCACCCAUUGCUUGUGGAGCUCCAGGAAAUGAGCACCCUUUCAUUCUGGAUAUGGCGCCGUCUGUUGCUGCGCGCGGCAAAAUCUAUAAAGCAAAGCGUCGUGGCGAAAAGAUCCCAAAAGAUUGGGCAUUAGAUGCCGAAGGACGACAGACAGACGACCCGGCAGCAGCUCUCGAAGGUGUCAUGUUGCCAAUGGGCGGACCGAAGGGAAGCGCCUUGGCGAUCAUGAUGGACGUCUUCAGCGGAGUCUUAUCUGGGUCCGCUUUUGCAGGCCAUGUCACAAACCCAUACGAUCCAUCACGGCCCGCGGACGUUGGCCACUUCUUGGUCGCAAUCAAACCAGACCUGUUUAUGAGCAUGGAAGAUUUCAAAGAUAGGAUGGAGUAUCUGUAUCAGCGCGUCGUCGGCUCGGACAAGAUGGCUGGAGUCGAUCGCAUCUACAUGCCAGGAGAGUUGGAACAACUGACACAACAAGAGAGAGCGCGAUCGGGAAUACCAUAUGUUGAAGCAGAGAUUGAGGCCUUAAAUGAAGAGGCUAGGCGAGUUGGCUCACACGAGAUCAAUGUGUCGGACUGGGAGCAAAAGGGAGAACGCGAGAAUUGA